CCAUAAUUCCCGAAUAAUUGGAAAUUAUAUGAUAUAGCUCUCCUUCAGUCAAAACCAAGUUAAAAUGAUUGUAUUCUUGUGUUACUGAUUUCUGGUCCGUCAAACCUAGCUUUUUAACUUUGAUAGCCUGAAUCUCUCCAACAGAAAAUGAGUUGUUGGGUUGGUUCUUUAUCACUUUCGUUGUAGUUUCUGUUUCUUACUGUUUACAGACUGACAGUGACUGAUGUCUUCUGUACGUUGGGCAUUUUGUACCAAAAAGUGGAUUCCUACAAAAUCGGAGUGGUUACAUGCAUUGGCUUGCAUUCAAGAUGAAGAAAGAGAUCGUGUUAUGAAAUUUGUUUACAAGAAAGAUGCAAAGUCAGCAUUGAUUGGUCGACUGUUGUUGAAAAAAGUUAUCGUUGAGAAUACCAGUAUUCCAUAUUCUGCUAUCAAGCUUGGCAGAACAGAAAGAGGAAAACCUUACUUAUUACAUGCAAAAGAAAGCCUGAACUUCAACAUCUCUCAUCAGGGUGAUUUUGUUGUUCUAGCUGCGGAAUCAUCUAGAAAUGUUGGAGUUGAUGUUAUGAAGACAGAGAUUAAAGGUAAUCAAACAAUACCGGAAUUCUUUCACACAAUGAGACGUCAAUUUACUCCACAUGAGUGGCAAACUAUAAAACAAAAUCCCUCAGAUUUCAAACAGUUGGAAAUGUUUAUGAGGCAUUGGUGUUUAAAAGAAAGUUACGUGAAAGCUCUUGGUGUUGGUAUUGGUUUGUUAAAGAAACUUCAGUUUAUGGAAUUUCACAUCGCACCUCAGUCUACUGAACUGAAUGAUAGGGAAGUGGCAAUGGAUACAAAACUUUUUUUGGAAAGUAAGCCAUGUGAUGAGUGGUGUUUUCAAGAAACAAAAUUAGACGAAGAUCAUCAAGUAGUGGUGGCAUUACAUCAAUCAAAUUCACCUCAAGAGAAUGAAAAUUUGCAAAAUGGAACAUUCAUACUGUUAACGAUCAAAGAUUUACUCCCUCCUUCAAUGUCAUUUCAAACUGUUAACGAAAUAUUUUGGAAAGAGUUUAUAGAGAAAAGUGAAAGCUCUUGAUAAACAUGACAAGCAUUCUACCAU
Messenger RNA from Dendronephthya gigantea, 1096 nucleotides. Its product is annotated as L-aminoadipate-semialdehyde dehydrogenase-phosphopantetheinyl transferase-like. The transcript has 11 exons. Gene Ontology annotation, cellular component: cytosol. Gene Ontology annotation, molecular function: holo-[acyl-carrier-protein] synthase activity; magnesium ion binding. The record is from RefSeq and is a predicted model, not a curated record. Bases 224 to 1072 code for a protein of 282 amino acids. Lineage: Eukaryota; Metazoa; Cnidaria; Anthozoa; Malacalcyonacea; Nephtheidae.